Molecule: messenger RNA, 575 nt
Organism: Ceraceosorus guamensis
Lineage: Eukaryota; Fungi; Basidiomycota; Exobasidiomycetes; Ceraceosorales; Ceraceosoraceae
Exons: 3
Coding region: 143-439 (98 amino acids)
Source: RefSeq, a predicted model, not a curated record
UACAAAGGCUUUCCAGAUCACCAUCACGUCUACCACCCAGAUCGACUUCCCCGGCUUAUUCUGAUUCACAGUCACAUUUCCAGGAAAGCACUUUAUUCCACAAGACAGCUCAUCGCCGUGCACUCGUCCAUCUCCUACAACAAUGCGCGUCGUCUACGCCUUUGCUCUUGUGGCUUUGCUCGCUUUCGUGAACGCCGCUCCCGUCCUUUCUGCUGACUCGGAGGGACUUAUUGUCGAAAGGGACCCAGUCAACGCGGCUGCCGGGCCACCCAGAACACCUCAAUGGCGCCGGGAAGAUGAAAGCGCGGAAUAUGGGGGCGGCCACAACGGCGGCAACUUCCGAAGAGAAGAUGUCGAUGUUGAAGCACGUGCAGGGGGACGCGGUGGCAACUGGAAAAGGGACAGCAAUGGUAUUUGCAGGAACUGCGGCGGUUGGUGAUGCAAGGAGCCACGCUGCAUCACGAAUGUAACAAUAGUCUCCAAGCGCAACAGCCUUAUUCUUCUCGACACCUUUCCCUCAAGAUGCUGUGGGCGUCUUCACCAUCCCUUGCUGCUCAGCAUCUAUCUGAUCUAUG